Molecule: messenger RNA, 3564 nt
Organism: Physcomitrium patens
Lineage: Eukaryota; Viridiplantae; Streptophyta; Bryopsida; Funariales; Funariaceae
Source: RefSeq, a predicted model, not a curated record
GCAACGGACGUGCAGGAAGCGAGGCAGCAGCGGCAGGAGCAGGAAGGAAGGAGCAGCUAUUGGUUGUUCCACGGUACCCGGCCGGCUUUGGCUAUCCCGCUCGAGGGUGUCUCGGUAGUUGUUGUUGACCAUGGCUGCUGCGGAGCAGAGCUGUUGCGGAGCUUGCAUUGCGAACUGUCGAUCGAGUCUGGCCGAUCGUGUCUGAGGGAGAUGGGUGGGUGUAUAUCACUGCAGAGUGAACGUCAGAAUUUUCUGGGUCGUGUGGUUGCUGUCAUGUCCCAGUGGGUUGAGGAUGGACGAGGAAAUUUGGGAGACGAGCGUUUAAAUUUGGUGCUGUGGCUGACAGUGGACUAGGAGUGGACGAGCCGGGUGCGUGUCAGAAGAUUAUGGGGGCACAAACCAACAUUACGCAAGGGUUGGGUGAAGGUGAUUACGUCGUGGACGCAGGUCGCGGCCCAAACAUACAGGGUGCAAUUGCGACAAAAAUGGUCGGUUCGACUGACGACGAUACUGAGCAUUCGCCGAGGGUUUCAUCAUCGGACGCCGCUGAUAGCAGCGAUGCAAAGGCUCCCGACGUGAACAUUAGUGUGUUGGACCAUCAAGACAAGGAUGAAGUCAUGGUGGAUGCCCAGGGGGGAGGGGGAGAGGUAUCGCCGAGCGUAGAAGCACAUCAUGGUGUCUUGAACGGAAAUGCCCCCACGGUCAUGGUAGCAUCGAAAUUGGGUGAAGCGCAAGUAUUAGACGUUCAGGCUAGGAAAGACUCUGGUGGGCUUAGCGACAGUGUUGUGUCGAACGGUUUGGUUCAUGACACAGAUCGGUUGGUGAAAAACGGCGGGUCUCGGAAGAGGAAGCCCAAGACUAUCCACUACAUGAAUUCUAGGGUACCUCAUUCCGUUCCUACAUUGGAGAGCGAAGAGGGCUCCGAUGGUCAAGAGAGUCAUGAGGAAGGAGACACUGGUCCCGUGCGCCCAAGCCAAGCCCCGCGUGCAGCUGCCACUAAGCUGAAGUCGAUGGUCCCAAUUGGAGACAAGUUACUGAAGGCUCCAAGGAACGCGAAGGAGCUCAUGGCCACCAGACUCAUGGAGGGCCAUUUUGUGCGAUGCUCAUGCCGAGGCAUACAACUUACGGGAAUGUUGAAAGACAUGGGUGUGCGGUGCGACUGCCGGAAUUGCAAGAGUUCUGUGAUCGUUUCUAUUUCAGCAUUUGAAGCACAUUCAGGAAGUACUUCUCAUCAUCCAAGCGACAACAUUUAUCUUGAGAACGGGAAGAAUCUUCGGGACAUACUUAGCGCCGGUCAAGAAGCUGCAGAUUGUGGGGACAACAUACUUAGAGCUUUGAAGAUGGCUAUAGGGGACAUUCAGGGCGUUGAAAAGUGGAAGGUUACAUGCGCAAAGUGUUGGAAUUCAGAUGAGGGUGACCUAAUCUAUUGCAAGGGAGCAAGAUGCUCUAUAAUAGCACAUUCCAGAUGUAUUGGAAUUUCGAACCCACGGCUUGGGGACUGGUUUUGUGACAAGUGUGAAAAAAUGAAGAAACCUCAUGCUACAGUGAAAGUAAAGCGGUCCAUUUCCAGUGGAACGGAGAAGGAUGACGGCAGAGUGAGGGAGAAGGAUGCAACAGAGUCGACCAGAUUGAACCGAGAUGCGCAUUUACAUAAGGCUCUUUUCUUGCCUGGUGGAUUGGAAGACGGAACAGAACUUGGCUAUUACACGAAAUCCCAGCUGAAACUGAAAGGUGUGAAGCGUGGUGAAGGUAUAAGCUGCAGUUGCUGUGACAAAGAGAUAAAUUGUUACAAGUUUGAACAACAUGCUGGCUGCGAGGCUCGCCGAAAUCCGUACGGAAAUAUCUUGUUGGUGGCGGAUGGUCGUUCUCUGAAAGACGUUUGCAAGGAGCUGGCACAUAAGAACAAGCUGGGUGAGAAAGAAAAACGUGUUGCACGUGCCGGAAAGGUCAACUCCUGCUAUGAAUGUGGCACUAGAGGGGAACUGAAGAACUGCCACGGUUGUGUAGAAACAUGGUGUAACAGUUGUACCAAAGGAUUGGAGACAGAUUCCGAUGGCAAGUGGUACUGCCGAAUGUGCCGACAGGACACUCUCAACGUGGCACAGAUUGAACAAAAACGUUCUAAUAAGCACAUAGAGGGAAUGUCUAACAUUGCAGAAACCGAUGAGCGAGAUCGUUGCGUACGCCAUUUAGAAGGGCAUCGAGAAGUUGGGGGUUGCGCAAUCUGCAAGAAAUGGAAUCUGAGCAAGACAGGUUUCGUUGAUGGCAUGACGAUUCUAGUUUGUGAUCAGUGUGGACGAGAAUAUCAUGUUAGCUGCCUUAAAGAUUCAGGCGUGGACGACCUUAAUGAGCUGCCAGAGGGAGAAUGGUUCUGUCAGAAGGAUUGCAAGGUAAUAGAUGAAAUCUUGACACAGUUAGUAGCCAACGGGCCAGAGUUGCUAACAGACAGCAUAAUAAGUGAAUUGCUAGAGAGUCGGCAGCAGCAAACCGGUGCGAAGGAUAAAGCUGAGUCCAGUUGCCCGAGUUUUGCAUGGCAAAUUCUUUGUGGCAAAAGUGGCAACACCGCUAAUACUCAGACUCUUGCCGAAGCUAUAAAUAUUUUUACAGAGUGCUCGGAUCCAAUCAGGGAUGCGAAAACUGGGAAGAAUUUGAUUCCUCUCAUGGUUCAGAGUCGAAGGUCAAAAGACCACGAUUUUGAAGGUGUUUUUUGCAUCGUUCUCAAGCUCAACGAGAAGGUGGUUUCAGCAGCUCUGCUGCAAAUUUUUGGUGGAGAAAUCGCGGAAGUUCCUUUGGUUGCAACUAGCCUUACACACCAGGGCCAGGGUUUCUGUAAAGCACUUAUGACAACAAUUGAAAGACUUCUUGGGGUGCUAAGUGUGGAGCGGUUGGUGCUCCCCACGGCCAAGAAUACAGAAUCUAUUUGGAUCAACAAGUUUGGCUUCAGUCGGGUUCCAGACGACGAGCUGAAAAAAAUUUGUACAACUAUACGUUUGAUGACAUUUACGGGCACGUGUAUGCUGGGGAAGGCGAUCACUCCAAUGACUGUGUAGGGAGCGAUGGGCAAGAAUGCUCAUUGCAGAACAAAGACGGACAUUAUUCUUGAAGUCUCCCAAGCAUCCAUUUUCUGUACAGAAAGAGGUUGUAUCAAAGACAUAAGAUUCGUGAUGGUUGUGUUUGUGCACACCCUGUAGGGCUCUUUCUUAAGGUGCACUUUCACAGGACUGCAGCCUCCCCCAGUUUUGGGUACAUUGAUGAGGAGAUUUUUCUGGGUCUUUACAUGGAUAGUUAGAAAAUACUUUCACACGGAUGGUACUUGCUUCUGGCUCAAAUGCAACGCGUGUCUAAAUGGUCUGUAAAGAGCUCAUUUUUCCUUCAAGUGUGCAAAUUGUCUGGACUUGCUGAUAGUCCCACGUCCAGUUAGGCUUCUCAACUGAAUCCUUCUUCAAGGACUCAUUUUCUGUGACGCCAAAUACAGAUGACUGGAUACAUUUUGGGACUACGACCAAUCAAUUUGUUUCUUUCCAGCAUUAUGUACCUGACGAAUGUAGUUUCAUGUUCACUUCA